Messenger RNA from Pungitius pungitius (ninespine stickleback), 3800 nucleotides. It is a transcript of the gene ddx61, whose product is annotated as DEAD (Asp-Glu-Ala-Asp) box helicase 61. Gene Ontology annotation, cellular component: P-body; cytoplasmic stress granule. Bases 850 to 2295 code for a protein of 481 amino acids. The transcript is spliced from 13 exons. The record is from RefSeq and is a predicted model, not a curated record. Gene Ontology annotation, molecular function: ATP binding; RNA helicase activity; mRNA binding. Gene Ontology annotation, biological process: cytoplasmic stress granule assembly; P-body assembly; negative regulation of translation. Lineage: Eukaryota; Metazoa; Chordata; Actinopteri; Perciformes; Gasterosteidae.
ACACACAGCCCAAAAACGAGCGCGCGGCCAUGUUGAAUUGUCAAUAUUCCGAAAGAAGAGACAAAAGAGUGAAAACUCGGCGGAUUUCUCGAAACAGCGAUUGUUUACCAAACUCCAUUAAACUGCCGAUGAAACGUUUAGCGGCGGCGCCGCGGGGGAGACUUUGUGUGGCUGUGGCAAAGUGAAGGUAACCUGGAUUAUUUUUUUUUAUUUUGUUGAUCAGCCAUUCCCAAAGCACUUUGCAGACUUUGCAGUCAUCUCUACUUUGGCUGCAGAAGUGAAGGAAACCGGAACAAGAUAACCAGACAUUUAAGGGGACUCUCCAUGUAAAAAGCAAACACGAAUUGCCAGAGUGACUGUUUUUGAGCCUCAGCAAAGACCGUUUGUGGAUUUUUUUGAUGUCAAAGGAACAAAUCCCAAGAGUCUGAGUCGUGACCAAGCAGAGCUCCUUUUACUACUGGCUUUUUUUGAAUGUUCAAACUUGGCACUUGGACUUACAAAUCCAAGACACUCACAGAACUCAAAAAAAUUCUGCAUAAUUACAGCAAGAAUAAGAGUAUUCCUUCAAACACUUGUGGAGGAAAGAAGUUUAUGUUUAGGUCAGUUAUUUGAUUUAUUUAUUCACAUGAAUGUUAAUUUCUCCCUUUUUUGGAGAGUUUGUCUUGUAAAUAGACAGAAUUCAUAUGCAGACCUCUUCUUUUCAAGAGGUAUGAACGUCAGAUUGUGUACAAAAUACAUUCUUUAAAAAAAAAAAAAGAAUUUUUAUUUUUUUACACACUGGUGCAUUACGCAAAACCUCAGUGAACAAAAGGCAAAAAUACCAUACUGAGGAAACUUUCCAGUUGACCCAUGGCGACAGCAAGGACGGCAAACCCAGCACCCAUGAUAGGAAUGAACAAACCAGCAAACGGGCAGUUCAGAGGCCAGACGGGGGUCCUCGCCGCAGGCCAACAGCCCAACGCCCUCCAGAAAAUGACCAGCAUUCCUCAUAGCAGUGGGGGCAUCAAGUUUGGUGAUGAUUGGAAGAAGUGCCUGGAGCUUCCUCCAAGAGACACCCGGAUGAGAACUUCGGAUGUGACAUCAACUAAGGGAAAUGAAUUUGAAGACUACUGCCUAAAGCGGGAGCUGCUUAUGGGGAUCUUUGAAAUGGGAUGGGAGAAACCGUCCCCUGUCCAGGAGGAAAGCAUCCCCAUCGCUCUGUCGGGCAGAGACAUUUUGGCUCGGGCCAAGAAUGGCACAGGAAAGAGUGGAGCGUACCUCAUCCCCCUCCUGGAGAGGAUAGACCUGAAGAAGGAUCACAUACAGGCCAUAGUCAUGGUGCCAACAAGGGAGUUGGCCCUGCAGAUGAGCCAGAUCAGCAUCCAGCUCAGCAAGCACCUCGGCGGUGUGAAGGUCAUGGCUACCACGGGUGGCACCAAUUUGAGGGAUGACAUUAUGCGUCUUGAUGAGACCGUGCAUGUAGUGAUUGCUACACCAGGCAGGAUACUGGACCUUAUCAAGAAGGGUGUGGCUAAAAUGGAUAAAGCCCAAUUGAUUGUGAUGGACGAGGCAGAUAAGCUGCUCUCCCAGGACUUUGUGGUUCUGAUUGAAGAUAUAAUCAGCUUCAUGCCAAAGGAUCGUCAGAUUCUGCUCUACUCGGCCACGUUCCCCAUCAGCGUGCAGAAAUUCAUGAGCAAGCAUCUGAAGAAGCCGUACGAGAUCAACCUGAUGGAGGAGCUGACCUUGAAGGGCAUCACUCAAUACUACGCCUAUGUGACUGAAAGACAAAAAGUCCACUGUCUCAACACGCUGUUUUCUAGGCUUCAGAUCAAUCAGUCCAUCAUCUUUUGUAACUCAACCCAGAGGGUUGAACUUCUGGCCAAGAAAAUCACCCAACUGGGUUACUCGUGCUUCUACAUUCAUGCAAAGAUGAUGCAGGAAUACAGGAACCGCGUGUUCCACGACUUCAGGAAUGGAUUGUGCAGAAACCUGGUCUGCACAGACCUGUUCACUCGGGGAAUUGACAUCCAGGCAGUUAAUGUGGUCAUAAACUUCGACUUCCCCAAAAAUGCAGAGACCUACCUGCACCGCAUCGGACGAUCAGGGCGUUUUGGUCACCUGGGUCUGGCUAUCAACCUGAUAACUUCAGAAGAUCGCUACAACCUGAAGAAUAUUGAGGAUCAAUUGGUCACUGACAUUAAGCCCAUCCCCAGUAGCAUUGACAAGAGCCUGUAUGUGGCGGAGUUUCACUCCGUUGACCCAGAUGCAGACGACUGCGACGCUGGCGCAAAAAGCAAAGAACUCGGAGCGAUCUGAGUACACGGAGAAUCUCGGCGACUGGCAUUUGUCACGUAGUUUUGACGAGGCAUGACACAAGAUUCCAAGGAAGACUUUGUUCCCCAGUUUUACACCAGAAUGGUCUAAUUUAGAUUGAAUUGUAUUUUCCGUGUUGAGUUGACCGCAAUCUCUCCAGCUGUCUGUCAUAUGUUCGUAAACGGGCCUCUUUAAUGCGUUACCACAGAUGGUCACUGUCCUGAUGGCCCUCUCCACAAUAGAUGUGCGUUAUCAUCCUUUGUUCUUUGCUGUAAGAAUGAAAAUGUGAAACAACGGUUGAGUUACGGAGUCGAGCGCAGUAUCGUAAACUUGUGGCAGAUCGUUGAACAGAAACCCAUCCUUUUUUUCUUUUCUUCUUCAAUAAAUCUACAUUCUGUAGUUACUUUAUUAGAAGCAGCUGAAAGAUGGCCUGAACUUGUCAGGACACGGAUUUAAAAGUUUCGGGAAACAUUCCAUUUCUUUUUUAAACGCUGCUCAGUUUGGCUCAAUGUGCCAACAUGAAGCAGUUAAAAUCCCUAAUUACGGUGCCACCACCAGCCUGAACUUUCUGAGCCUGCGUUUGUCCCGGUGACCUCUGUCCAUCCAUCUGCCGAGUAGCUGAGCCCGUCUCCUCUGUCUGCACACCUCCGCUUCGUCAGGCGCCGGCUGUUCACCUCUGACCUCCCUCCCUCCCUCCCUCGCUCUCUAGGGAGGCGCUUUAGCAGUCGCCACUCGUGGGUGUUUUUUUUGUUUUGUUUUUUCCCCUCUUAUUGCGUGCAACCCGUAAAGACGUGUGAAAACCGGCCGGUCGGCACCAGCAAUCAUUCUACAGUCAAAUUUCUUCACUAUAAACAUGUUUUGUCAGAAUCUAUAGUUUUAUAGUUUUUUUAGCUUUGGUUCAAUGUCCCGGUAAAGCACCUGAAGCCAUUCUGCUGCUGGUGAAAUAGUUACUUUUUUGUAAGUCUUGAGGUUGUCAGUAAUUGAGAGAUGUGUUGAGGUGCUCCCCCUCCAAAGUGCCUUAGUGUAACGUCAAACCUCUUACUUUGCCCCGACUCCAGUCCCAGAUUUCUUGUUGGUAGAAUGGCACCCAAACAAUUCCACACAAGUUUCAGUUUUGAAAAAGCGCAUUUAAAUUCACAAAGAAUUAUUUUUAGUUUUCAUUUAGAAAAUCUCAUGACUAGUUGUCAGAGUAUAUUACAGCCUUGGACUUCUUGACUUAAGCACAAUAUAACGGAAGAUAAUGUAUUUUAAAAAUAAUACUGUGAACUGUCCAGCGACCUUUUUUUUCUUCUCCACGUGUUACGUUUUUGUUUCCCAAUUUUGUCAGACUCCGUACAGGCUUCGUCCAUUCAAAACCAUUUCCGCAGUCGGUGGGUUCAGACUAUUUUGGUGUAUUACUGUAUCCUUAACUCAAUGACCAGAUGCUUUAACUACAAAGACAAGCCACAAUUUUCUGUAAAAUGUGUCAAUGCCAGCGCCUGAAAUGCAUUAAACUCCAACUGAUUUGA